AUGCCUUAUAAGAGGAAUUUUAGAUCCUCGCCAACGACACAAACAUCACCACUGUCCACAUUCCUUCCGACCAAGCCAAAGCAUGUCAUCAAUCUGUUCAACUCAACAUCGUCCGACCUGACCUCCACAUACUCUGGCGUGUCCGACUCGGUCUUUUCAAACUCAAACAGCAGCAGUAUCAACAACAACAAUAUACAUAAUAAUAAUAGUGUAGUCAAUGCUUCAAACUAUGAUGGUAGUGGCGCAACAGUCCACUCACCAAUGACAGGUGGCAGGAGUUCCAAACCCUCCAGUAAUAAUAGUACUGGCUACACCUCAAUCAAAGACUCAUGUCUCAACAUGUACCAUUCAAUACAGAACUACUUCCGAUCAAAGUCUAAUGUAUGCUUCGAGACAGAUGACCUAUAUGAAUACAGGAAGCAGAACACCUUCCUAAAUAAUAUGAUAUCACAAAAGAGGAACAAUAACAACUCCACCAGCAACAGCAAUAAUAAUAAUAAUAAUACUACCACUUUGUUGACGACGACGACAACAACUACAACGACGACUACUUAUACUACAUCUGCACAACUUCCAUUGACUGGUAACAAUAUACUGCCGCCACAUCAUGUCCAAGCACUACAGUCCGACUAUCUGAUUGACCAGACUGGGGCCGCGCCCUCAUUCUCAAAGAGCGGCACCAUUCAUCUGCCGUCGCCAUGCUUCAAAAAGACAUAUACACUGCCCAACAAGGACACGCGGGUCGAGGAACAAAUCAUCCAUCACCAACCAAUGGCCGACGAAAGCAGUCGCUUCUACACACUCUUCAACAUCCUCUGCAACUUCAUCCUUCAGAACUCACAAAUACCACCACAAGACAAGUACAAAGCAAAGCUAUGCAUUGGCUUCUGUCUCACUGUCUUUAGCUUCAUCCCUUCAUGGAUCAUAUUCUUCUGGCUCUCAGGACUCACUGAACCAGCUAUAAUGGCAAUACUAUCAUUGCCAAUGUCAAUCUCAUCGCUUUGGGUACUGCGCAAGACAGGCUCAACUCAUUACCCUGGACAUAUGCUGUGCUUCACACUAUGCUUUGCACUUACAAUGAACUCAUACUACACUGGUGGACAUCAGAGCACGCUGCGGCUUCUCAUGAGCACACUGCCAAUCGUGUCUGCAUUGGUCAUCGGUCGACGCGCGUCGGUACAGUGGUCAUUGGUAGUCCUCUUCAUUCUUCUGCUAUUCUUUGUUGCCAACCUUGCCGGCUACGAAUAUGUCGAUGGCAUCCCUACGAUCACCAUCCGCUCUCACAUGAACUUCAUUAUCGAUGUCACCUUGGUGCUGAUCACAAUGUCCUUCACGCUGUGCUACCAAUACUUUAUCGAUGAAGCGCACCGCGAGACCAAACUAAAGAACCAGCAGCUGACCCUGGCCAAGGAUGCCGCCGUCGAGGCGUAUCAAGCUCGCCAGGAGUUCCUCGCUACAAUGAGCCACGAGAUUAGAACACCACUCAAUGGACUGAUCGGCAUGGCAACGCUACUGCGAGACUCAAUGGCGUUGCCACCCGAAGAGAAGCAAAUGGCCAAGUCGGUCAAGUCGUGUGGCGACAUCCUGCUCCGACUGGUCAACGACAUUCUCGACCUUUCCAAGCUCGAGGCCAAUCAGAUGGUCGUCGAGAACAUCCCAUUCGUCCCAGGCGAGCUCGCCCACGAGAUCUGCCAAGUGCUCUCCGGCCAAGCCAAAGAGCGCAACCUCUCACUCUUCUACGAGGUGUCUGACCGCGUCCCAAGCGUACUCUGCGGCGACACUGGCAGGAUACUCCAAGUGUUAAUGAACCUGACUGGCAAUGCUUUGAAGUUCACACCAGAGGGCAAUGUAAAGAUUAUAAUAGACUUGAUCGAAGACGAUAGCGAGAAGAUAUCGUUCAGACAGGGCGAACAUAGUGUCUGCUUCAGAGUCCAGGACACUGGUAUUGGAGUGCCACCAGAGUCACACCAAAAGAUAUUCGAAGCAUUCGUCCAAGCCGACCCAUCAGACAGCCGAAAGUACGGUGGCAGUGGCCUGGGCCUCUACCUCUGCGCCAAGCUCGUUAAGCUAAUGCGUGGCGAGAUUGGUGUCUACAACAACCGACCUGAACAAGGCGGUGGCUCAACCUUCUGGUUCAUCUUGCCCCUGACCGGUGGCGAUGUGGCGGCGCUCCAUCCCAACGGCGCCGAUCAGCAUCGCAUGUACAACCAAGGCGGCAACGGUGGCGAGAGCAACAUCCGUGUGCUGGUGGCUGAGGACAACAUGAUCAACCAGCGCGUGGCCGUCAAGUUCCUGGAGAAGAUCGGCAUUAAGGCCGACGUCGCUUCCAAUGGCAACGAAGUGCUCGUCCUGUUGGAGAAGCAGGCGUACGACUUGAUCUUCAUGGACUUCCAGAUGCCCAUCCUGGACGGCCUGCGCUGCUCGUACACCAUCCGUCAGAUGGAGUCGUGUGGCAAGUGGCCCGACCGUCUGCCCAUCUUCAUCUGUGGUCUCACGGCCAACACCAUGUCCACGGACAAGAAGCGAUGCUUUGACAAUGGUAUGAACCACUUCAUCUCCAAGCCAUUCCGAAUGAACCAGCUCAAGAGUGCCAUCGACAUUGCCAUCGAGUAUCGAGACAACAAGCAUCUUCAGAUUGGUGUUCCACAUCUGUGA
Molecule: messenger RNA, 2655 nt
Organism: Acytostelium subglobosum LB1
Lineage: Eukaryota; Evosea; Eumycetozoa; Acytosteliales; Acytosteliaceae
Exons: 4
Coding region: 1-2655 (884 amino acids)
Biological process (GO): phosphorelay signal transduction system; phosphorylation
Molecular function (GO): phosphorelay sensor kinase activity
Source: RefSeq, a predicted model, not a curated record